AUGGAGAAAGUCAUCUGCAGCUGCGUAAACUGCAACGAAUACCUAUGCGAUUUCGUUAAUCAGUGGAUCAAGAUUGGCAAAAGCUAUAUUAGUCCCGUUAUAGACAGCGAACAAAUAUUGUCUGUCGCGCUCUCAGGCGCGGUGCGACUUGGGGAUAAGCAAACACUGGUAGAAAAUUGCCAUCUUCAAGACUUGGCGUGCAACUGCGAUGCAGUCAUUGGACUCAAAUGUUUAGACACACCAGUUAACCACGUUCUCCGCGAUGGACAAUUGUUUCUACGGCUCUCUUCAAUCCGACUCAUAAACUCAAAUACUCGCAAACUUGCUGAAAUAAAGAUUCAGAGAACGCUGAAGCUUAAGGAGGCUUCACAAGGUGGAUCCACAGCUGCUGACACCCCUCCAGCCUCCGAGGGUAGUGCCAAUAUGUUCAUGGAUCAUGACGGUCCCUCAGAAAUCCAAGGUCAUCUCCUUGACCAUCUUCAAUCCCAACUAGAUGCACAGAAGGAAGAAACCCAUAGACUGAAUCGAGCUGGGUUUCAGAUGGCCUCUUCUUUUGAUAAUGCUGUGCUUCGCAUUGAAGGUGAAAUCAAGAAGUUGAGGGAUGACAUGGUUGACUUAAAAGAAGAGCAGAGGGGCAAUUUCAUGAAGAUUGAUAGCAUGGAUGAUGACGUUGCUCGACUGCGAAUCGUCGUCGACGAUGUCAAAAACACGUCUCAGAACAAGUCAGCAUAUACCCGUCUUGACGAAGAACUUGCCUCCGCCAAGAAGGUGAUUUCGGACGUCCGAACAUCUUUAAGUGACGAACUAGAAAAAUCGGCCAAAAAGCAACAACGAAAGCACGAGACAUUAAAUUCAGGCCUCGAUACUGCCCGACUUAAUUUGGGGGCUUUGCGGGAUGACUUAGACGGAACUAAGAAAACAAUGAACAAAACGAUAUUAACAGAAAAUGCCCAUACUAAGGAAAUAGCUUCACUUAAAGCCGAAUUGAGGGAGCUCAAGGAAGAAUUGGCUAAAGAAAGAUCGCAAAAGUCAGCGCCGAAAGAGACCGUGUUUCCAUCACGAGAGAUCGAUAUACUUACGACAAAUGUCACCAAGAUUGGCCAAAGAGCAAACCAGAUUGAAGCUCUCCGGAUGGAGUUUGAAAUACUCAGAGAGCGAGUUCAGAGGAUGGAUAAGGGGCCAACAUCUAAUAAUCAAGAUGCUUCAGAUGUGGGGAACCAAAAUAGGCAUUCCAUUAAUUCACUACCUGAAGCACCCAGCCGGAAAAGGAAACACAGUCCCCGACUAAAGGGAGCUGCUGGCUUACCUAUGUCUCCGACUACUUCGACAAGUAAAAAGUCGACGCGAAAGGUGUGGACCGAUUCCCCAUCAAGUAACCGUGAUUCUUCAUUUUCUUCGCCGUCUACUAGAGCCCAAACAUCAGGUGCCCAGGCACCCAAUUCUCCACGACUCACCAAAUCAGGUGCAGUUGAUAAAAGGACCACGAGGAGGCUCACAAGGCUUGCCGCAUUGCGGAAUGCCGCCUCAAAUGACUGA
This is a messenger RNA of Annulohypoxylon maeteangense, 1536 nucleotides long. RefSeq lists its product as uncharacterized. The transcript has 3 exons. Lineage: Eukaryota; Fungi; Ascomycota; Sordariomycetes; Xylariales; Hypoxylaceae. The record is from RefSeq and is a predicted model, not a curated record. The coding region runs from base 1 to 1536 and encodes 511 amino acids.